This is a messenger RNA of Schistosoma mattheei, 1083 nucleotides long. NCBI's taxonomy places the organism in Eukaryota, Metazoa, Platyhelminthes, Trematoda, Strigeidida, Schistosomatidae. The record is from the annotation of a GenBank genome assembly.
UUGUUUUACUGUUUCACGGUUGUUUUCGUUGUAAGUGCUCUUUCAAUAGGUCGGUUUCCGCAUGAGAAUCAAACAUAGAAUCAAGCAUUCACCAUUCACUGAAUGCAGAUAUCGUACUGCAUACAUAUCAACCUACGCAGCCUUCGCUUUUUUGCUCAUAGCUUUUGUUACUCCAUACUGGUUACAAUCAUGGCCUAGGCUUCAUACACCUUUUAUCCGCUUAGGAUUGUGGGAAUUUUGUGUCAAUGGUUUUGUGCAACGUCUAGAUCCCAAUAUGAUUUCUUACUACGGUUGCUGGUGGAUUCUUUCUCCGUAUAUGCGAAAAAUAUUCACGGAUUUGGUUCCAUUUUGGUUUUUGAUCAUCCAAGUUAUGGUGACAGUAUCUCUUUGUCUACAGAUAGUAGCAGUGGUCACUCUUAUUGCGUACAUGUGUAAAAGGAUUAGACAUGUGGAACGUCAGUCGUUCUUUAUCUCGUUAAUUACAUUCUGUCAUUCUUGCUCAACAAUUUUAAUAUUUAUAUCAGUGGUUAUUUUCGGUGUGAAUUAUCAAACAGAGACUUGGAUGCCUUAUCCUACAUUGAAUUGGCCAUCUUGGUCAUAUGGAUUUGCAAUUCUUUCUGGUUUCUCUUCAUUACUUUCAGCUGUUUCAUUUGGUCUAUUUAAUAAAGAAUUACGUCGAGAUAUUCAAACACUAGUAUUAGAAUUUCCAAUGAGCACUAAAAUUAAAACACGACGUCGAUGGAAAUUAAUAAAACGUCAUUGGCCAGAAGAAGCUUUACCAGUUAAAACAACAGAUGAGGCAAAAUCAACCUUUCUAUCAGGACAAAAGUAUCAAUCACGUUCUGAUUUAGAAGCACCAAUAGGAUCUAUGGAGAGAUUUAGUGAAGAAUAUAGUUUCAGUGAAAGUAGUGGAAAUAAUUUAGUUCGUGAUAAUCGAAAAAUUAAAAAUUAUCAUGAUGGUAAUCGACAAGACUCUGAAAUUUAAAGAGUAUAUACUUUAUUCAUUGUAAAAGAGCGUCUAAUUUAAUUUCUUUCUAAUUUAGUAUUUUUUCUAAUAAAAAUAUAUCUGUGUUAUAACUUGCA